ACAGAUGUUUCGUUGUUUAACUUGUUUAUAUUUGUUAAGUCUUGCUGUUGCUGAAUAUUCCAAUACAAUCUCGACCAUUUUAAUUAUAAAGUUUGUAAGUUUAAGGCCUAUUUACAAUUCACACAUCAUAUUAUGGAUUUCUCCACUACUGCAAACAUGCCAAAUCGCCAUCAACCACGAAGAAGGAGAUACCCACCUAAGCAGACAGAACCCCGUCCUAUGCCAGAAAACUGUAUUUGCCUUCGACCUAAGGCUUUAGUUGUAUGUAAAGCUUGUGGCCAUCAUCUGAUCAGCCGAAAACGAAUUCCUUGCCCAGCCCACCCGCAGACCAUCUUCUUAAUGGACUUGGACCUAUGCCCAAAAUGCCACAACGAAGACACCUGGCUGAGAGAAUAUCCUUGCGGCGAUUAAGUCUUGGGGUCAUCGUUCAAGUCAUUUUAUUUCAACCUAUUGAUUUUUAUGUUUAAAUUAUUUGUGCAAUGUGGUACAAAAUAAGUUUGUUGAUUUUUAUUUU
Messenger RNA from Macrosteles quadrilineatus (aster leafhopper), 514 nucleotides. RefSeq lists its product as uncharacterized. Bases 133 to 411 code for a protein of 92 amino acids. The record is from RefSeq and is a predicted model, not a curated record. Lineage: Eukaryota; Metazoa; Arthropoda; Insecta; Hemiptera; Cicadellidae. The transcript is spliced from 3 exons.